Molecule: messenger RNA, 4806 nt
Organism: Anopheles stephensi (Asian malaria mosquito)
Lineage: Eukaryota; Metazoa; Arthropoda; Insecta; Diptera; Culicidae
Product: START domain-containing protein 10-like
Exons: 5
Coding region: 1315-2520 (401 amino acids)
Molecular function (GO): lipid binding
Source: RefSeq, a predicted model, not a curated record
CGGUAAGCAGACGGAAGCGUUACAAUUCGAGCAGUUACCGAAAGCGUAACUGCUCGACAGACGGUGCUCGUUCGCUCACACGCUCGACCUCUCUCUCUCGUGCGACGCGGAUAGCAUACCUUCAAGGGGCAUAAAGCACGCAGCUCGCAGUGCUGCAGUGCAUAAACCGUGUGGAGUAACCGUUUAACCGUCAUUGCGUUCGGUUCGAGAUCGACGGCGUGUGGGGCCGUGUUGCCUAUGUUCACUCUAGCCGCAUCGACGUGUCGUCGCGUGUCACGCGUUUGUUCCGUUGGUCCGUUUUGUGAUGGUGUUGGUGAUGCUGUUUAGCCGUGUGUUUUUUUGUUCUUCUUCUUUCGGUUCGUCAGCUACCGUAGCGUGAAGAUAAUGCUGCAGUUUGGUGCGUGAGCUUCGGGGUUUGACGUGCGUUUCUCAUUUUCACCUAAUUCGCCACCGAUGAAGUUUGGUGUGUCCGAUAAUUUCGAGUCCUAAAACGGAAAGUUACUGUACGGACGGUAACCGUUGGGUCGUUUUCGGGGGAUUAAAACAGAUCUUCCUCCACCACGAUUGCUAUUACUGCAGUCCAGGCAGGCUUUUGGGGAGUGAUUAUUAGGUGUGUUCUUUGAUGUGCGAUAGUUACGAAACUGAGCUUUGAAGAGGCCUAUAAAAAAUAAUAAUCCACAAAAUUAUUAUUACCAUUCCUGAUGCUGUGCAGAUAACGCAAUUGAAUGUUUAGUGUGAGUUGAAGUGUUUAAAAAAAUAGUAACGUUUACAUGAACAUUCACUCGAAUUUAAGGCCCCCCACAAAAGAUAAAGCGUGAAUUAUAGUAUGCAAAUUAAAAUGCAAAGUUAACGAUAAUUCUGCCUGCUCUGUGGCCACGCCGAUAAUGCAGACAAGUUUGUUGUUCAACUGCAUUUAAUCAAGCUACACCCCGGGUGGCGAUGAAAAGCGCUGUUUCAGGUCGGAAAAUCUGUGCCUGUAGAUAAUAGCGCGCGUACAUCAACCAUCCAGCGGAUGGUGCAAACAACACACGGAAAAGCGUGUGCGACGACAGUAGGGAACAAACCCUCAACAACAACCAAAAAACUCCUCGUACCACGUGUGCACUAGUGAACGGGUGUCUGUGUAUGUAUGUUUUGCAUUGCAAAAAGAAAACACAAACGCGCAAGAGCGAAACGGAAGACAACGGUCGAGCCGAAAAGCAUCAGAACAUCAUCAUCAGAACCUCCAGUCAAAGCCAAACUCCGCGCGAGAGUGAGAAGGCGGCUUCUAGCGUAGAAUAACCCGUGCAACGGUUACCAAACAAGGCACAACGAAUGGCACGAAUAGCGGACGACAGUGACUUCGAAGCGCUGAAACGACUGGUCGACAAUCACGACGGCUGGACGCUCGAGCUAUCCAAAUCCGACACGGAGGUCUACACCCGGCCGGUGCCCGGCUGCAACUUCAACAUGGUCAAGAUCCACACCGAGUUUGCCGACGUCACCGCCGACAUUGUGUUCGAUGUGCUGCACGAUCCGGACUAUCGGAAGGUUUGGGACUCGCACAUGCUGGCCAGCGAGGAAAUUGGCAUACUGAACGUCAACAAUGACGUCGGUUACUACGCAAUGUCCUGUCCGCCACCGCUCAAGCCGCGCGAUUUCGUCCUGCAACGAUCCUGGCUCGAUACGGGACCGCAAGGCGAACAGAUGUUGCUGUCACGCUCGGUACCCCACAAAAACUAUCCACCCAAGAAGGGUUACGUACGUGCAAUGUCCUACAUUACCGGGUUCGUACUGCGAACGAAUGAAAACUCAAAGACUGGCUGUAUACUUAAGUACGUAGCGCACUGUGACCCGCAAGGCACGCUUCCACCCUGGCUCGUGAACAAGGUAACGCACACGCUCGGACCGCGGAUGGUAAAGGACCUUAAGAAGGCUGCCCUCGGGUAUGCGAGCUGGAAACAGACGCAACCACACCUGCGAAAACCGUGGCGCUUCCCAGAAGAGAUCCGGUGUCCAAGGAUAUCAAUUGAAGAUUGUCUCGAUACGGUCACAGUUCCACUAGCACUUCCACCAGCAACAGGUUCUCUGAAAAGCGUUCCCCAACAACAGCAACCCCAACCCCAACAGCAACAACCAGCAACGACGCAACGGAAGCUACCCCAGCUGAAAACGCAAACUAAUGGUCGCGUGCUACCGAUCCUGCACAAAAAGGCUCAAUCGACACCUGCAUCGCCCGUGGUGGAAGAAGCCAAGUUUCUCAAGCGAGAAGAGCUAAAGGAAAAAGCGCUCGACGACAAGCGCAAGGACGAGAAGAAAAAGCUAAAAGACCCCAAAGAGGCCAAACCGAAGGAAAGCAAGGAAAGCAUAAAAAGCACCAAAGAGCUCGAGAAAGAGGCAAAGGCAGCAGCGAAGGAGAGCAAAAAGCUUAGCAAAGCGGCCGCAAAGGAAGCGGCCGCGGCCGAAACUGCACUAGCGAAGAAGGAGAAAAAAGAGAAAGGUCUUACCAAGCGAAGAUCUUUGUUGAAUUUAAAGUUUUAGUUAGUGGUAAGGGAAGAGGGAACCCACAAAUUGCGCAAAGGCGAUAAAGCGGAUUAGCUGACGCGACGAUACAGGGUGUCGAUUGAGACUUGCUAUCAGUAUUAUGCGAUCGAGUGGGAAUCGAACAAAAGGCACAAUCACUCUCCACGCAGCAUCCACAAUCGAACCUCCAUUAGUUCGAAAAACAAACAAACAAACAAAAAAACGGAGGAAAAUUGAAACAAAAUACAAUAAUGGGACGAUACGAGAACAGAGAUAAGUUUUAAAGCGCUCGUAACUUCAACUUUACAGUUACGAUUUUUUAAUUGCAGCUGUAGAGAGCCUGUAGGCAAUCGAAAUCGAUGUAAAGAAAAUCCUAUAAAUGUUACGGGAUGUGUUGGAACACAAAUGCGAUUUUAAACUAGCGCUUUCCUUUUUUUCGCUGAGUAUCCUUUUUUGCACUUCAAAUAAUUUAAAGUAGAUUGGUUAGGUUAUCAAAUGAUUUUACCCAUCUGUGCACACCACAAUAAAUGGAAGGAAAGCGCAAAGCUUCAAUGCACGCAAACACUGAAGAUAAUGUUUUUCACUUCAUAAAACAAUUGCCCACAUGUUUAAAACAAUGUAUGGCACAACAUUACGGCAAUAAAAUCGAUUAAAGAAUAAAUAUUGCUAUCCCUUAUCAAAAAUUAGUUUAAAAAUGAGGACCUUUUGUUUUACGAUCUAAAAACACACGGCAAAACUAAAAAAAAUUGUUUGAAAAAUACUCAUCAUAUUAUUGUUAAAAACAAUCAAUUUUGUAUUAAAAAAACAGAAGCUUCUACAACUUCUUCAAGUCAAUUUGCUGGCAACGAAUUUGUGUUGAGAUGCUAGAAGUAAUUGAAAUAUUCUUCAAAUUAUUAGCUAAGCCCUUGUGCUUCGAUGCGUACUAAUAAGUACUAAAAUUGUGUAAAUAACAGAUAAUCGAAUCAAGAACAAUACCUUGAAUCACUCCAUAGGAGUAUGUUGAAAUGUAAAUGUGUUACUGUUGUUGUUGUUUGUAGGAGACCGUUAGGAGCGUAAGUAAAACUGUACAUCUUGUUUGAAAAUGUACCGCAAGCGAACAAAACCAAACAGCCAUCGGAAUAAAACGUGAUAACAUACUUAGGAAGCGCCUAGCUAACCGUUGCCACUGCAACGGUUACAGUGUGCGUCAAAAAAAAAAAGAACAACUCUGUACUAAAACCUAGCACGCUGCUGCUGAGUGAGACGUAUGAUAAGAUACUUUUUCGAUAGGAUUAGCAGGCCGACCUGUAGCUGCUCGGCCCACUCGGUACGCCUCGGAAAAUGAAUCCUUCUUGAUAGCUGGUCGUGCAGAAGGAGUCUGUUAGAUAGGCCAAAAACGAAACGAAAGGCGAACGACAAUUAGGUUUGUAAGACUUUUUCUCUACGCUACCGCAUAACUAACUAAUACUACUUACACUAAAACUAAAUUACAAUAAUUAUAAACCCUCACCCUCCCCCCUGUUUCCUGUGGCCUUUCGUCCUUCUUUUCCUUUCGAAAACUGUAAAUUGCUUACUGAAGCACAAACAAACCAUCAGACUUGUAAAUUGUAAGCAUGCAGAGCGGAAAGUACACUCUUUAGCUAGGAGAUAAAAAAAAGGAAAAGUUAGCAAACGAAAUCUAUCAAGAGUUUUAUCAAACCAUGAACCAAUUACUGUCGCGUUGUGAUUAGAAACCGAAAUGACGAUGCGUGUGUCUGAGCAACACAAAGCACAUUGUCCCUUAAAAUAUUCAAAACCACAGCAGCACAACGAUUGUGUACGACGAUCGUAUUACCGGAACGAUGUCAAUCAUUCGAGUGUUAGUAGAACCGUAUCAUCUUCACCAUUUAAAAUGGCAGUUAACAUCAGCAACGUUGUCGUUGAUCCUUUUUGCCUAACACAGCAACCACUCUCGAUCUCUUUCCGAUCAAUGGGAUUUUUAUUUGUACUACGUACGUUGUGUAUAAGUGUAUGUGUGUGUGUGUUUGUGUGAAUAGAGUAAUGUACUAAGCGUGUGAGUAUAUGCCCACUAGUGAGUGAACGCGUUGAUUAGCAGCAGACUGAUCGUAGUUGUGUGCAUACGCGAGAGUGUUGCUAACGAGUGUUUAAGGGUGCGAGAUUUUGCACACGCGACAAGACGCAGUAGUUGGUAGUGUUAAGUGGGAUGAAAAUGAAAAGUUAAUCCGGGGUGCGAAUGUAACGAAAACCUCGGUUACUGUAAUUAUGUUGGAGUUGUAGGUUGUUAAAAUAAAAUCAGUCAAAACCCCCCGAUUGUGUUAAAUUGAA